AUGGACAUGAGUGGAGGUAGCAGCACAAGUGACUCGAUGGACCACAGCUCGAUGAGCAUGGGCACUUUCCAUUGGUCUUCUUCCGGUGAUGCUAUAUGGCUCGACGCAUGGUUGCCAUCUGCCGAACCAGCGUAUAUCGGUGCCUGCUUUGGUCUGCUUUUCAUUGCGAUCCUCUCGCGCAGUAUCUUUGCGAUCGAAGCGUAUUUUAAUUCCUGGGCAAACAUUCGGUACCAACGCCUGUAUGGCAUCAAUACUUACAAUGACAACGGAUUUAAUCCGACGCCACGGAUAGCAGGCUUGUUUGCUAAAGCAGCAACAAAAGCACCCGAGAAAACAAGCGGCGAUCUUCCUAUUGAUACACCUUCAUCGUCUACAUCCAAUAAUAUUCCAUACAACUACAACGCGUAUCCCGAAGCUCAUCGACUACCACGCGUAGCACCUUUCAACUGGCCAAUCGAUACAAUUCGUAGCUUCCUCACGGCGCUGGCGUCUUUUGUAAGCUACUUGCUCAUGAUGGUUGUAAUGACAGGUAAUGGCGGAUACCUCCUUGUCAUUGUUGUCGGCGUUUUCAUUGGUGAAAUGAUCUUUGGCAGAUUCCGCUCCCUGGGCGGCCUUACUGGCGAGCACGAUCACUAA
This is a messenger RNA of Zychaea mexicana, 636 nucleotides long. RefSeq names its product Ctr copper transporter. Lineage: Eukaryota; Fungi; Mucoromycota; Mucoromycetes; Mucorales; Lichtheimiaceae. The record is from RefSeq and is a predicted model, not a curated record. The coding region runs from base 1 to 636 and encodes 211 amino acids. Gene Ontology annotation, molecular function: copper ion transmembrane transporter activity. Gene Ontology annotation, biological process: intracellular copper ion homeostasis; copper ion transmembrane transport. The transcript has 2 exons. Gene Ontology annotation, cellular component: plasma membrane.